Limulus polyphemus (Atlantic horseshoe crab) is the source of this 3232-nucleotide messenger RNA. Its product is annotated as U2 snRNP-associated SURP motif-containing protein-like. The record is from RefSeq and is a predicted model, not a curated record. Lineage: Eukaryota; Metazoa; Arthropoda; Merostomata; Xiphosura; Limulidae. Gene Ontology annotation, cellular component: nucleus. Gene Ontology annotation, molecular function: RNA binding. The transcript has 24 exons. Gene Ontology annotation, biological process: RNA processing. Bases 227 to 3058 code for a protein of 943 amino acids.
GGAAAUAUUCGGAUCAUUUUCAGUAUUUCAAUCGUUGAACUAGUAAGCUGAAAUCGGUAUAUAUAUUUAAUAAAGACUACGUUAAGCCUAAUUCUUGUUUAGUGAUAAACGGGUGUAGUUGUGCGAGGCCUUAAAAAUCAACGGUGGUGUCUGAUAUUGUUAGGCGCCUAUUCUUAGCAAAUAUAGUGCAGUUGUGUGCUUAACGUUUUCUAAAAAUAGGAUUAUCAUGAGUACUCAGGAUACACCCAAGAUGAAAUCUUUUAACAUUGGGAUGAUAGGGAAAAAGGCCUUAUCUAAAAAAGCACAGGAGAAGCAAAAAAAAGAGGAAGAAGAAAAGGCAGCAGCAGAGGUUUAUGAAGAAUUUGUUGCAGCUUUUGAAACGCCAGCAAAGCAAGGGAAAUUAUUUGUUCGUGGUGCUGUAAUCAAUCCUGGAUCAGGGGAAGAAAAAACUACUGGACAAAGUGGUAAGCUCUAUAAACCUCCCAAACUGGCAGAGAUUACCAAGAAACCAGAACAACCAAAACCUGACAUUCCAAAGUUUGAUAAACCAGACAAACCUAAUAAGAAAAAAGGAAAUGAGAAGCAGAAGAGUAAUCUUGAAUUGUUUAAAGAAGAGUUAAAAAUCAUCCAAGAAGAAAGAGAAGAACGACACAGACUUAAGCAUGCCAUUAAAGAUCAGAUUAAGACUGGGAAGUAUGAGCCUGUAGAUGCACAGAUUAGACUAGCUGAUGACUACAGACUGCCUGCUCUUGGAUCAUAUGACACAGGGGAUCCAAAUACCACCAAUUUAUACUUGGGAAACUUGAAUCCAAAGAUGACUGAGCAACAGUUAUGUGAAAUAUUUGGACGUUAUGGCCCUCUUGCCAGUGUAAAAAUUAUGUGGCCUCGAUCAGAUGAGGAGAAAGCCAGAGGGAGAAACUGUGGUUUUGUGGCUUACAUGAACAGGAAUGAUGGGGAAAGAGCAAUGAAAAAUUUAAAUGGCAAGGAGAUCAUGAAUUUUGAGAUGAAACUAGGCUGGGGCAAGGCAAUCCCCAUCCCUCCCCACCCCAUCUACAUUCCUCCAGCUCUGGUGGAUCUCACACUCCCACCACCUCCAUCAGGCUUGCCUUUCAAUGCUCAACCAGACAAGAAAGACAGAGAAAGGCUGCCACCACCUGGAACCGGAUAUCCUGGCACACCAGAAGAAGAGGAGGAAUUUCAGAAGAUAUUAGCCAAUGCAGUUGUCAAAGUGGUUAUCCCCACCGAAAGGAACCUGCUGUGUCUGAUCCAUCGUAUGAUUGAAUUUGUCGUCCGUGAAGGACCCAUGUUUGAAGCAAUGAUUAUGAACAGAGAAAUCCACAACCCUAUGUUCAGGUUCCUGUUUGUGAACCAGAGCCCUGCACAUGUUUACUACCGCUGGAGACUUUACUCAAUUCUUCAGGGUGAGCAUCCUAAUGAGUGGAGCACAGAAGAGUUUCGAAUGUUCAAAGGAGGUUCUAUAUGGAGACCUCCACCUUUAAAUCCAUAUUUACAAGGGAUGCCGGAAGAACUGGUAGAUAGAUCCCCAGUUAAAGAAGAACCAAAGAAAAAUGGACUGUCAGAGAGUCAAAGAGAUAGGUUGGAAGACAUGCUUAGAAACAUGACACCAGAACGUCAGAUGAUAAGCCAGGCCAUGAUUUACUGUAUAGAACAUGCAGAAUCUGCUGAAGAAAUUGUUGACUGUAUUGCAGAAUCAUUGUCAAUAGUUCAGACCCCACUACAUAAAAAGAUUGCCAGAAUAUACUUGAUCUCUGAUAUCUUACACAAUUGCAGUGUGAAAGUAGCCAAUGCCUCUUUUUACAGAAAAGGAUUUCAAGCACGACUUCCAGAAAUGUUUAAGGAUAUUCACGAAUGUUUCAUGAGCAUUGAAGGAAGACUGAAGGCUGAACAGUUCAAGCAAAGAAUCAUGAACUGCUUCAGAGCUUGGGAGGACUGGGCUAUUUAUCCAAAUGAGUUCCUCAUCAAACUCCAAAAUAUUUUCUUUGGCCUAGUUCCUGUUACAGUGAACAAAGAAGAAGAAAUGCCUAUCGCAGAAGGUGACCCUCUUGUUGCAGAAAAAAUUGAAGAAGAUAUUGAUGGUGUUCCUUUAGGGCUAGAGGAAGACUUGGAGAGUGUUCCGUCAGAAAACCCAAACUUAGAUGGUGUACCAUUGAAUGAUGAUCUGGAUGGAGCACCAAUAGAGGAAGAGCCUCCCUUAGAAGAAGAAUCACCUGACAUGAAAUCCAAGUUUGUUCCUUCCAAGUGGGAAACAGUUGAUCCAGAAACUGUUGAGUCUCAAGCUAUUACAACAUCAAAAUGGGAUUUGUUAGAUCAGCAAACAGAACAAGAGCAGGAAUUGGAAGAUCUAGAUGGACAGCCAAUGGAGGAAGACGUGGAACAAAAAGUUGAAGUAGUUGUACAAGAAACUGAUAAUGAUUCACAACAGGAUUCUCUUUCCGUACUGGAGGCCCUAAAGAAUGAAGUCGGUGAAGAGAGACGGGCAAAGCUUCGAGAGAUUGAGUUAAAAGUCAUGAAGUUUCAAGAUGAACUUGAGUGUAGAAAACGUAGUAGGAAAUCUGGUAUGACAAUUUCUGAACAAGUCCAACACUACAGAGAGAAACUGAUUCGAAAGGAAAGAGAAAAGCUAGAAGAAGAACAUGAAAGAGAACAAGAACGAUUGCGAAAAGAACACUUAGUACAACAGAGCACUUCUGCAUCACGAUCUGGAUCACAUUCUAAAUCUAGGUCAAGGUCCAAGUCAUCAGAAGACAGUAGAAGUCAGAGUCCAGACUAUCAUUCCAGUUCUUCUAGAGAAAGAGAUCGAAACAAGAAGGGAAGCCCAUUGUAUGUAGCCUCUCCAGGGGAUUUUCGACAGAAGUCAUCCCGAUCUCCUCGUUUAUCCAAGUCGCAUCGCUCAAAGUCCCCGAAAAAAUCUCGCCGGUCUAAAAGCCGAAGUCCAAAGCGAUCAAAACGAUCUAGAUCUAGGUCACCCCACAGAAGAAGGUCUUCACCAGGAAACUUACACCGGAAGUCCCACAAAUCAAAAAAGAGUAAACACUAAUCAUUGCAAGUUGAACUUGUAUGUGUGUCUUUAGCUGGUGUUUUUAUGAGAAAAUUGUUUCUAAACUUCUCUCUGUAAUUAUUUUGGUUGCUGAAGUCCUGUUCUGUGUAAAGUUGAACAGUUGCAUUAUUAGGUGUGUCUUGUUAGAAAUAUUAAAUACCCCCCUUAACGAAA